CAAACUUUUGCUCUGUAUGCAUAAAUUUCAGCAAAUUUCUUUCCCAGUAUCAUUUCCUAAUUUCAUCUCAAGGUUUUUAUUUUGGUCGUCCCCAUUUCGCCUCUUUGAUUCUGCAUCCCAAUAAACAAAUCGAACCCAGAUUUCUUUCCAUUCUAGUUAUCUACUUUUUCUCAACUGCGAAUUGUUUAAGCUCCCAAGAAAACAAACCAACAAUCUUCUGAUCGUUUGAUAUCAAUUAAAAAAGAUUGCGUUUCUUGAUUGAUGGCGGCGACUGCAAACCCUGCUGUAAGUAAGAACGGUUCAACAAGCAACGCAAAUGGCGCUGCCACCACCAUUAAUAACGUUAGCAACGGCGGCCGUGCAGCCGUGCGGGAGAAUUCCGCGGUGUUUUCUUCUGAGCGUGGGUUGCUGCACAACAUUGUAAUCUCAACGGACUGGACUCGUAAGGAACAGUCCUUGUUGGAAGAACUACUCGUCAAAUAUGCCUCAGAUCGUAGAGACUUGCGUUAUGGAAAAAUUUCAAAGGAAUUGCACGACAAAACAUUCCGGGAUGUGGCCUAUCGUUGUCAAUGGAUGACUAAAAAGGAAAUUGGCAAGAGAAGGAAAGCCGAGGAGAGUUUAUCAAGGAAGCGGAAUACUAAAAGGGAAAAAUAUACAGAACAACAAGUGAAGCCAUCUUCUCAUGCUGCAAAUCAUGCCAAUGGUCUUCCAUCAUCAUCAUCCUCCAUAAACAAUGAUGAUGGCAUCAAUUACAAUGUUAUUGGUGGUGAGAUAGGGAGGCUUCUUGAACAGAAUGACAAGGCUUUGGAUCAAAUUUCUGCAAAUUUAUCUGCUCUGAAGUUACAUGAGAACAUCAAUCUUCUUUGCCAAACAAGAAACAACCUCGAGAAACUCUUGACUGAGUUAAAGUACAUGCCAGAGGUAAUGAAUCAGAUGCCACCACUAAAUGUGAAGCUUAACGAGGAACUUGCCGAGUCUAUACUUUGCGGAUGCAAUCAUGAAUUUUGUGACCCGCAUAGGUUCUUGUGAUUAUGAUCUGGAAGCAGCAGAUAGCAAGGAUGAGUUCAUUUUCUGGUUUUUGGUUAUCUGGAUUCUUGUUGGUUUGUUUUUGGGUUAGAUUAAUCGUUAAUGCUUGUUAAUGUGGAGAGAGUUAUAUUGGAAGGAUUUUUAGUGUGUGUAAAUAUGAUAGGGGUGAGUUCAUUCAAUACAUGGGUACAAAACUAAA
This is a messenger RNA of Lactuca saligna, 1225 nucleotides long. Lineage: Eukaryota; Viridiplantae; Streptophyta; Magnoliopsida; Asterales; Asteraceae. The record is from the annotation of a GenBank genome assembly.